This is a messenger RNA of Megachile rotundata (alfalfa leafcutting bee), 3386 nucleotides long. Its product is annotated as protein claret segregational. Gene Ontology annotation, biological process: microtubule-based movement. Gene Ontology annotation, molecular function: microtubule binding; microtubule motor activity; ATP binding. NCBI's taxonomy places the organism in Eukaryota, Metazoa, Arthropoda, Insecta, Hymenoptera, Megachilidae. The record is from RefSeq and is a predicted model, not a curated record.
UCAUACAUGCAGUAGUGGGAAAAUAUCAAAUGGUGGGGUUAGUUGCGUUGCGCGAAUGGGAUACAUGAAAGUUACUCUACCUUUUUUACCAAACCAAUUGUUUCAAAUAAUAUAUUUAGUCUCAAGAUUAUUUUACAACUCUUACAGAAAUGCAUAGAAUCAUUAAUAUAUAAGAAAAGAAGUUUUAUUCCAUAGUUAGUUUGAAAACGGUUUGUUAAAACACGUGACAAAAGAUUGUCAAUUUAACUUCAUGAAAGAAGAAUUGCGAUUGGCUGAAGUUUUCGUACUCUUUGAAGGAUUGGUUGUUACAUUUGCAGCUCCCUGAUUGGCUGUGCUCAGACAAAUUCAAGUUCAAAUGUAUCGGAUGCAAUCGGAUGUUAUUAACCGCCGUCCGGCCAUUAAGAACUCAUAGACAACGUUUUUGCUGUUUUUUUACAAGAAUUGUGUUUAUUUGGAGAUCAUAACUGAAAUAUAGUAGGAAACAUGCAUUCGCAUGUUAAGUGAACUUAUUUGUAUGAGAAUAUUAGGUAAUUUAACGGUAAAAUAGUUCAUAGACGUGUGACUACGGAGUUGCUUGUAUCAUUUUAGUCAACAAGGUUUGUUUUAUUGGAGUGUGUCUUUAUUGUUCGUAUAUAUAUUUCAUUUUACGAACAUUAAACGAAGUAUAUUAUACUGAUUUUUAGUAUAUAAGUAACAUUAUUUCAUCACUGCCAUUAUAUGUAUUUUUUUAAAUAUUUCUUAUGCAGUUUUGGGUAGAGAAAAUAUAGAUUUUACUUUGACAAGAUUGAACUUGAUUUUAUUUUGGUACUCAAGGGUUAAGAAAGCAUGAAUAUUAGAAAAGAAAAAAAGUUUUGGUUUAGUAAUGUGCUCGAAUAUGGAGUCACGCUUACCAAAACCAAAGAUUAUUAUACCACCAACAAUCAGUACAAAAAGUAUAAAAAUGGAAGAUCAUAAAGCGGCAAAAGAUCAUGUACCCCAUACAAGUUCUAAUGGGGUCUCUGAUACUUUAAAAAAGGCUAAGAGUACAUUGAAUGUGAAUGCUAAAUGUACAAAUGAAAAUAAACCUCCUGUAAGACAAAAUCUUACUAGAUCAAAGACUUUAGCAUCUAUUAGUACAAGGGCUGUGAAAAGGCCAGCAACUGCUCCAGUCACACAUGGAGAAGCUAAAAGACCAUUUACUAAGCCUUCUGUUAAACCUACAGCAACUACUCAAAAGUCUGGUAAUGGAUUAACAAAUAAUGUCACCAACAGAUCUACCCAAAAUACAACUAAAAGGACUGAGAACAAUGUUGCUGCUAAACCUUCUAAAUGGGAUUUAAAGGGUAGAUUGGCUCACACGAAUAGUGCUUUGUCCGAUAUGAAACAAAAAUAUAAUGAAACUACAUUAAAGUUUAAUGAACUUCAGGAACAAAUAAAUAGCUUGAAAGCAAAUGAGGACGUGUAUAAAACAAAAGCAGAAAAAUUUGAACAUGUGAAUAAAGUAUUAGAUAAUGAACUGAAGGAACUGAAAGUAGAAAUGAAUAAAGUACAAGAAGAAAGAGAAGGUUUAUUUAAACGUUUGAAAGAGUCAGAAGAAUCCUUCAAAAAUGUCUCAAACAAGUUGCAACAUUUUAAAGAAAAAUGUGAAUCUCAAGAAGCAUUGUUGGCAAAACAUGAGUCAGUAAUACAAGAUUUAGAAACAAAUCUAGAAACACAGGUAAAGAUCAAUGAAGAAUUGACUACAGUUAAAAAUGAGCUACAAUCACUGGUUCAUACAAUGGACAAAGAUCGUCGAGUUCUACACAACGCGAUUCAAGAGCUAAAAGGAAACAUUAGGGUAUUUUGUAGAGUGCGUCCUAGAACUCCAAAUGAACUUGGAAAACCAUUGUGUCUAAUGAACUUCGUAGAUGAAUGUACCAUUGAAGUAGGAAAAUCUGAUGGUUCUGAUGCACUUAGUUGUAGUGGUAAACUAAGAGGAACUCGACAGGAAUUUUCUUUUGAUAAAGUUUUCCCACCAACAGCUAAGCAGGCAGACAUUUUUGAAGAAUUAUCUAUGUUGGUUCAGUCUGCCUUAGAAGGCUACAACGUUUGUGUAUUUGCAUAUGGCCAAACUGGUUCUGGUAAAACAUAUACUAUGGAGGGUAUACCGGGUAGUGAAACAGAAGGCAUGAUACCUAGAACGGUACGGCAUAUAUUUCAAGAAAUGAAACAGUUUCAAUUACUUGGGUGGGAGUAUCAAAUAGAAGCCAGUUUUCUUGAAAUUUACAAUGAACAUAUUGUUGAUUUGCUUGAUUGUCAACAAAAAACGCACGAAAUCCGAAUGGCCGACAGUAAAGGGCACGACUUAUAUGUCAGCAAUCUCAAAAUUGAAGAAAUCCACAGUCCCGAGGAGUUGCAUGAAUGCCUUCUAACAGCGCAACGUAACAGAGCAGUUGCGGCAACCCAGUCGAAUGAGCGAUCGUCAAGAUCACAUUCAGUGGCGAGGAUAAGGCUCAUUGGAACACAUCGGCUAAAAGAAGAAAUUUCUAUAGGAAAUCUGAACUUAGUUGAUUUAGCAGGCUCUGAAAGAUUAAAGGGCGAAGAAUCAGUACGAAUGGCGGAAACAAAAAAUAUUAACAAAUCGCUGGCGAACUUAGGUAACGUUAUUCUUGCGCUUUUGAAGAAGCAGGAACAUAUUCCUUACAGAAAUUCGAAAUUAACUCAUUUAUUAAUGCCGUCUUUGGGCGGCAAUUCAAAGACUUUAAUGUUGCUAAACAUAUCGCCCUUAGACGAGUGUUACAACGAAACACUAAAUUCACUAAGAUUUGCUAGCAACGUGAAUAGUUGUAAAACGGGUAAUGUAAAGCGGACACGAACUAUUCUACAAAACAGCAUAUAAUGUUUCAUCAAAGCAGCCAUUCAUAUCUUCUUAGCCUUCUUUAAGACUAUUUUGCAUUUUUAAUUUGUAACAAUUAAUCUCAUCAAAGAUAUUUUUAUGUUUUAUACUUCCUUAAAGUGGUACAAAGUGUAAAUAAUUAGUAUAAAGCAUAUUUUUCACAACAAAAUUGAAUAUAUAUUAUUUCAUUAAGUUAAAUUGGAGUUGCGAACGACCAUUUUAGUUAGCAAAUAUUUAAAAAAAAAAUUAAUAUAAUCGGACAAUCAAUUUUGGAAUUUUUAUCUCUUUUAUACACACAUCCUUCCAUGAAAAUUGUUUUCAUGGAACAAUUUUAUUUUUGUAAGCAUUAAUUGUAACGUGUAUUGAAAUAAAAAACCAUUAAUUUGACAUCAUUCAUCAAUCUAUGGUUGAAAUAUACGAAUGUACAAAAUAAUCAUACUGUGUUACAAUAUACGUGUAAACUAAAAUAAAGUUUUGCAUUUAAUAACAUUCAAACUAUAAAUAUUUUAAUGUUCGAAUAAAAGAUAUUUUA